GGGACAGCGUCCUCAACUCUGGGCUAGGGAACAACCCUGUUAACUACAAACAGAAACAAACAGUUGAAUACAAAACAACUGAACUUAGUCUCCAUGACAACAGGCUGGCUGUGACCAGGGCAAGGUGUAGAUUCGGUCCACGGGGAAAGGGAGGUGACCGUAUGCAGCUGAAGAGAACAGACACAGACUCUGCUAGCGAUGCUCCGUCCUGCUCCUAUAGUUGUGAUUCAGAGAGACUGAUGGUGUCUCAGGUUAACCCCCUAACAGGUGCUGCCUUCAGCCUGCCUUCUAUAGGAUCUAUCAACUGGAACAUGGACCCUGUGACAACACAGACACUCCCUGGCCUUCAUCCUCCUCACACUCUCCUAAUGUUAAACCAGACCUCAGACAAUGCCAGUGCCUCAACACUAAAUGGCUACACAAGCCCAUUGACAGUAGUAGUAACGCUAUCAGUAGAUCCAGUGGCAAAGAGAAGCGCUUCCCGUGUUCAUUCUGUGGGAAAGCCUUCAAUUACCCCAAACAGGUGGAGAUCCACCAGAGGAUGCACACAGGGGAGAAAUCUUUCGGCUGCCACCAGUGUGAGAAGAGGUUCUCCCACCAGCACCACCUGAAGAGGCACACGAGGGUCCACACAGGGGAGAAAUCCUACAGCUGCACACAGUGUGAGAAGAGGUUCUCACGCCAGGACCAGCUGAAGAUGCACCUGAAGGUCCACACAGGAGAGAGCCUGUACGCCUGUUCGCACUGCGAGAAGAGAUUCUCAGAGAAGAGCUACCUCAGGAUACACCAGCAGAAAAUGCACAAGGCCCAUGUGUAGUGACAUGUAAUGCAGUAUUAGUUAGUUUGAUGUUAAUUAUGUUGGUUUUGAAUGUUCUAGGGAGCUGGAUGAGGUGAACUAAGGAAAGAAUGAGUAUGAUGAGACAGAGUAGAUGAUAUGAUGGUGUCUGUAAAAAUGCUUCACUGAUGAAAAGUGACAACUAUGUCUUGUAGUUUGAUGCUGGUGUUUUAUAAUGAGGAAAUGAUAGUGCCUUAAUUCAUGUUUACUUCACAUAAACUAGUGAAGCUGUGUGUAAUGUUGAACCUUUUCCAAAGUAUUCUAAAAUACAUUUGAUCAAAUCGAUGGUACCAGAUUUACAGAAAGGGUAAAGUGUUACCAUAGUGAGAAAAGUUAUUGUACUUGUCACAUAUCGUUUUGUGCAAUAAAAGUACUGUACUUCAGGUUAUGUGAGUGUAUAACCAUUUUAUUGAAAUU
Messenger RNA from Salmo salar (Atlantic salmon), 1252 nucleotides. The record is from RefSeq and is a predicted model, not a curated record. NCBI's taxonomy places the organism in Eukaryota, Metazoa, Chordata, Actinopteri, Salmoniformes, Salmonidae.